AUGCAACUUUUCCUCCUGAUUUGUCUAAAAUUUUCUGGAACAAUUUCUUUUUUUCUCACAAAGGCCGAUGUUCCCGAAUGGAUGUUACCAAUUCUGGAGAAAAAUUGGUAUUGUGGUUCAGGAAGAACGGAAUAUUUCGCGAGAAAAGUUGCCAAGCUUUAUCAAAUGGCGCCAUCUGCAAUGUGUUAGUGUUUUGCAAACCUGGGUUCCUUUGAAUUUUUUGACGGAAAGUAGGCCAGUCUUGCAAAAAUACUAUAGUUAUUCUGAAGUCCUGUCUUCUUUACUUAGAAGGGCUCUAGGCGCUGUGCCUAUCCACAGUCACACCUCGGCCAAGCCGUGGCUGGCCAGAGUACAAUUUUUAGACAAAUCAGAAUUUCAGUUUUUAGAGGUCAAAAAUUAAAAAAUCUCAAUUUUUAGAGGACAAAAACUGAGAAAAUUCACAAUUUUUGUAAUGUAAAAAGUUAGAGUACAAUUUUUUAUUGUGGAAACCACGAUUUUGGCCGAGGUGUGUCCACAGUUCCUUUCUAGGCGUGUCAUCCUUGUUAGAGUGUACCUAUAGGCGCUGUACCUAUUCAUGGUAAUUUUCUAGGUUUGGCUGCUUGUACGACUUGAUCUUAAGACGCGGUUCCAAGCUAUAGUGGUUUUCUAGUCUCUGCUUCUUGUCAUAAUUUCUAUCUAGGCUCUGCUUUUUUUUGCAAUUCUGUCACACUUUUUCUAUCUUUAGAUUCCUACAAUCAUUGUUGUGCAGUCCAUGAUGAUUGCUACGAUCAACAAUUGGGAAAAGAAUGGUGUGAUCAAACAUUCGAUGCGUGUAAUUGGCUAAUUUCAACACAAUUAGCAGAAAAACAUAUUUAUCCUACUUAUGUUUGGAGUCUCGGAGCUGGUUUAGCUGUAAAACUAUUCGGCGGUGGUCCUUAUAAAGAAGCUGGAAGAACAAAAGUCAUCCCAUACAAUCCAUCUCAGAACAAAAAAAUUAAAAUGAUUUAUCCACUAAUAUUCAAACAUUGUCCACUUCAAAUUGCAACAUUUUCAAGUUGUGCAAUGCAAUUCGAUCUUUGUUCAAGUCGAAAUCUAUCACAUUGUGAACAUUUUUUGCAAAGUUGCUUGCAUUUUUCGAGAGCUCAAAGGGACACAAAAAAUCCUGAUUAUUCGUGUGAUUGUGCUGUUCGUGCUGUUCAAUUAUCGAUUGAUAUUCCAUAUUAUAGUGAAAAACGAAAUGAUAUUGGACUUUGGGAAGUUAUAAAAGCAACUUUUCCUAUUCAAUUUUCCUUCAGUAUUUUUGGCUAUAUUUGA
This is a messenger RNA of Caenorhabditis angaria, 1293 nucleotides long. The record is from the annotation of a GenBank genome assembly. NCBI's taxonomy places the organism in Eukaryota, Metazoa, Nematoda, Chromadorea, Rhabditida, Rhabditidae.